Messenger RNA from Hymenoscyphus albidus, 1476 nucleotides. NCBI's taxonomy places the organism in Eukaryota, Fungi, Ascomycota, Leotiomycetes, Helotiales, Helotiaceae. The record is from the annotation of a GenBank genome assembly.
UUUAUCGAUACCGAGACGCGACUAGAUGCUCUUCUCUUCUUCCUCCCACAACCUCUUGACGUGAACGCGUGCGAGUCCUAGUCAACAACUUUCUUCCGACCGAAUUCGUACGAAGGGAAUUGUGCGUUAUUCUGAGAAGUAUUCAAGACGUAUUUGAAUAGACGUGAGAGAUUGAAGAUAGGUAUGUCUGGAAUGGGCAUUUGACAUGGGGUUCCUUGUGCCAUGGUAUUUUACUGAUAUAACGCGAUAGAUUUUACAGCUCUUCUUCACGCGCUUUGACGGGAAGAAGGACGGUGGUUCUCUGCUUCGUACUGAACGGACGAGGGGACUUCUGAGCCGUGGGUUAUUUGCAAAUGGCAUCGCCUGCUACGCGUCGCGCUUUGGGGGAUAUUCAUCCUAAUACUCCGAUUUCUAACCCCACCACGCUUUUGGAGAAGGGAAAAAACACAUUUGAGAAGAUGGAAAGAGUUGUCGCUGCUGCUGCUACGCCUGGCGCUGCUGUGAGAGAGGGUUCCGUGGAGAGUUUGGUGGGUAGUGAGAAGAGGGGUUUUGGACGGGUGGGGGGAGAGGAGAGUUGUAGUAAGAGGGUUAAGAGGUUUGAUGUUAGAGAUUUGCAGGAGAGGGGUAGUCCUAGGGUUGGAGGGUAUGCUGGUAGGAAAGCUGAGGUAUGGUUUUUAUUUUAUUUCCUCGAAAUGUUUCUGGAGGGGAUGGUACUUACCGACAACUUUGUAUAGAAGGAUGUCACGAAUACCGAUGAGGAACUUCUCUCGCCCUCGCCUUCUGUUUCUCCAUCCUCUUCUUUUGGCUCGAGCCAUGCUGCUUUGAAUGAUUCCCAACAAACUGUUCUGACGGAACCGGAUCAACUUCCUACUGCACCAAAUUCUUUCGAGGUCCCGAAUGUCCCAAGAGCAAGUUCGCCUCUGACCAAGGAACAAGCUCGAGAGGUACAUACUUACCCUCCCCACUUCUCUAUAUCCAUAAACUAACAGAACGGGAAUUCAGAAAUCCAAAAAACUUCGUCUCCGUCUCCAACUCGCCGCUUACAAAGUCCAAACCAACCAAAUCGAAGUCCCCAUCGACCGUCUCGAACUCCGCACCUCAUCCUCAACCAUGUCCUCUCCCAUCCCACCCCGUCACACUAUGCAAGUUCCCUCCGCUACUAUUCCACGUCCUUGGACCGCAACAUCGAGGGUUCCGACCAUCCAACUACAAGGUCCUUCUUCUGCGGAGAAGAGCUCGGAGAAGGGAAAGGGUAGGGAGAUGACUAGUUUUCUUGGUUCGUCGCCACCGCCUCCGCCUCGGUAUCGUGCGAAUUUAGGAGGCGUUAUGCGAUCACCAGAGAAGCGGGAUAUGGCGGGGUACGUUGGACUCGCGAGGGGGGCUUUAGGUUGUGUUCCUGAUCUUGGGAUGGGAGAAGGGGAUGGGGAUGCGGCGAGGGAUUUGUUGCUGUUGAGGGAGAGUGCUUCGAAGAAGUGA